AUGGCGCGGUUUCCAGUAGCCCGGCUGCUCCUGGCAUUGCUAGCAACGGCUUUCACCAACGCGCAACUUACCGAUCAGUCGCAGUACAGCAUCCCUUGCGUGAUGCAAUACGUCGGCUGUGUCCUCAUUCCAAACUUCAACACGGUCUUCAGCCGUCUACUGGGCGACGCUACUCUGACUCCUGGCAAGUGCCAGCGAUUCUGCAGCGAUCUUGGUUCGACGUACGGAAGCCUAUACGACGGUUACUACUGCAGAUGUUCAAUUGUGCCCGAGACGGUAGCGCCUGUCAUCGUUACAGUAGCCGAAACUCUAUGCAACAGAUACCACUGCCACGACAUUGUCUUCAUCCUCGACGAUGACCUCUCAGACAACCACGGACACGCCUUUGACAUAGUCGUCACCGACGUCAACCUCCUCCGUCUCCUCGUCAUCUUCGUCCUCCUCGACGGACUCAACAACGUCGACCUCAACAACCUCAACGACCUCGACAACCUCAACGACAAGAAGCAUCCCAACGUUCCCAGUCAACACCCUAGUUCCCGCCCCCCUCGCACCAGCACGGUACAUAGGCGCACCGGUGUACACCGUGUACCAGCUGGACGAGAGCCUCCUCAACUCCACGAGUUCGAGUUCAUCUUCCACCAUCUCCUCUACUUCGACUACGUCUUCUCUUUCGUUGAGUUCGGAUACUCCGGCUUCUGGGACCACCAGCCCAGUAAUCUCAAGCACUUCUCCAUCAUCGUCGGCGUCAUCUUCAACAUCGUCCCAGGGAUCAUCAAGCAGCGUCAGUUCGCUGUACUACUCAAAUACAACCUCUCUAGCGACAACUUCAAGCCAGUCAGCGACCUUGAGCACUUCAGCCUCGACUACACCAGCGUCAAGCGUUCCCAGCAGCGGAUCCCCCCUCACAACUCUACCGCUUUCUUCAACAUCUCCUACUUCAGUCUCUGCUUCAACCCCUUCCGAGACGUCGAGCGGCAGCGCUCCAUUGUCAACUACGUCUCCUGCCUCGACAACGAGUAG
Messenger RNA from Colletotrichum abscissum, 1023 nucleotides. RefSeq lists its product as uncharacterized. The record is from RefSeq and is a predicted model, not a curated record. NCBI's taxonomy places the organism in Eukaryota, Fungi, Ascomycota, Sordariomycetes, Glomerellales, Glomerellaceae. The coding region runs from base 1 to 1023 and encodes 340 amino acids. The transcript has 4 exons.